Molecule: messenger RNA, 528 nt
Organism: Aricia agestis (brown argus)
Lineage: Eukaryota; Metazoa; Arthropoda; Insecta; Lepidoptera; Lycaenidae
Exons: 2
Coding region: 46-528 (160 amino acids)
Source: RefSeq, a predicted model, not a curated record
GGGAUUACGUGAGAUUUCUAUUUUUGUAAACACGUGAAUGGUACGAUGGCUUGCCAAUGUUGCACAAGUGGUUUAGCGGUGUCGGCAGUGGUUGCUGCAGUUCUGCUGGUACCCACUCACUACUACGAACCGAGUGCUGAGGACCCAAGUGCGGGGAAACCGGUGGCAUCCCCCGACUCUCAGGAAGACGAGCUCGCGUCCUCACUGGCCCGAGCCGACGUCGUCAUACUCGCCGCGUUCGUCACGGUCACCCUGACCGCAUACCUCUGCGACUGGAUACAGAGGAAGCUAAUGGAGAGGCGUAUCAACAAGCUGAACGAGCGUCUGUCAGCGAGCGUGUCGCGGCUGCGGGAGUGGGAGGAGCGGCGGACGCGGCAGGAGGCCUCCCUGCGCGCCGUGCAGGCCGCCACCUCCGAGUACAACCUGCUGCUGUACCUGCUGCUGCAGCGCCACCGCCCCCCCGCCGCCUCCGUCUCGGCGCCCGCGCUCGACACGCUCGAAAACGAGCGAGAUUUUAUUAUAUUUUGA